Molecule: messenger RNA, 3949 nt
Organism: Chinchilla lanigera (long-tailed chinchilla)
Lineage: Eukaryota; Metazoa; Chordata; Mammalia; Rodentia; Chinchillidae
Gene: Znf365
Product: zinc finger protein 365
Biological process (GO): regulation of neuron projection development; regulation of DNA strand resection involved in replication fork processing; telomere maintenance
Cellular component (GO): centriolar satellite
Source: RefSeq, a predicted model, not a curated record
GACUUUUAGAGUAAUGCAACAGAAGGCUUUUGAGGAAAGCAGAUAUCCCUGGCAGGAGUCCUUCGAAAAUGUUGCUGUGUGCCUGCCAUUCCGCUGCCCGAGGUGUGGAGACCGUACUAGAUUUAGAAGCUUGUCAUCCUUGAGGGCCCAUCUGGAAUUCAGUCACAGCUAUGAAGAAAGAACCCUGUUGACAAAAUGCAGCCUCUUUCCGUCCCUCAAAGACACAGAUGUGGUCCCUUCCUCAGGACUUCUGAAGCAGGGGAAACUGCAGGGCCACGGCCAUGUGGUCAAACAGAAGCCAAGUUAUGUUAACUUGUACAGCAUUUCUCAUGAACACUACAAGGACCAGAAGCCAUUGGAGGUGGUGGCAGAGAGGCCUGCGUCCUAUGUGCAGACCUACACGGCCAUGGACAUACGUGCAGACUCGCUGGAUGGGCCACGGUCAAGUCCUGGACUUCCCACCUCCGACACCAAAGCUGCUUUCGAGGCACAUGUCAGAGAGAAGUUCAAUCAGAUGGUUGAAGCUGUGGAUAGGACCAUCGAGAAGAGAAUCGAUAAACUCACCAAAGAGUUGGCCCAGAAAACCGCAGAACUGUUGGAAGUUCGGGCAGCUUUUGUGCAGCUGACUCAGAAGAAGCAGGAAGUUCAGAGACGAGAGCGAGCCCUGAACAGGCAGGUGGACGUGGCCGUGGAAAUGAUCGCUGCACUGAGGCAGCGCCUGACCGAGUCGGAGGAGGAGCUUCUUAGGAAAGAAGAGGAAGUCGUUACAUUCAACCAUUUCCUGGAAGCAGCAGCUGAGAAGGAGGUUCAAGGCAAAGCUCGGCUCCAGGACUUCAUCGAGAAUCUGUUGCAGCGGGUAGAACUGGCAGAAAAGCAGCUCGAGUACUAUCAAAGCCAGCAGGCCUCCGGCUUCAGCUGUGACAUCAGUGAGCACUUGUUUACAGAUAUCUCCUCCAAUAAGAAACCCAAAUGCCUAAGCCGAGUCCAUCCCCAUUCAAUGUGCAACCACGCUGAUCUCAAGGCCCAUCUCCACCCCAAGGGAAGGAGCCACCUGAAGAAGGCCAGGGACGACCGAGGCAGCGUGCAGCCGGCCAGGGCCACACACGAACAGGCCGAGUCCUCACGAGACCUCUGCAGACUGCUGGGCCGGAAGGGCAAUGUCAGACCCAAAAUGGCUAAAAAAAAGCCAACAGCAAUUGUGAACAUCAUCUGAGAGGAGAGGUGAGGGGAGGGUCUGGACUCCCCCAACCGUUCCAGGGCCAAGAUCGUUGUCCUUUUGGACACUUCCAGUAGGGUGUAUCGGGUAAGCAGAAGGCAUAGCACACCCAAGUGUCCGGUUAACCAGAAUCAAACAGAGGGGAAUCUCAGUGAACCAGGAUUUUGUCAUCACCCUGCUCCCUUUUAAAAGCAAGGGCAGAUCACAGAAAGAAUUUUUAAAAAUUGAAACAAUCUAAUCCUAAAGGUUUAGCAAAACAGAACUUCAGCCACGAAGGUAAUGGGUCUGGUCUGUAGCUGUCCUGGAUUCUGGGCUUCCACACAGAGGUCAUUAGUGCUGGUGACCAGGGCCACACACAGACAUCAGAUGCUGGGAGAAAGGUCAUCUGUGCCUACUGCCUUCUAAAUUGUGAGGCAAGGAAGGGACAUGUACGGUCUAGUAAAGCAGUGAAAUAAUAUUUCUGUUCGUGUUUAGCCCUCCCCUGAGUUAAUGUGAAAGCCUUCACAAUAACAGUUCAUUCCCCCCUGAGUGCUCUGGUUAAUCAAGAUUUUAAUGUCUGAGGAUGCUUACGGGACUUGCUCAGUCAAAAUUCAGUUUUCAUUCUGGCAGAUUGCUUUUCAGUUUGUUUGAUUCAGGUUUUUCUGUGUCCUUGAAUGCACGUUUGUUCAGAUUUUGAUACACUGUGCUGUCUUUUUUGGCUAAGUAUUCUGCACCCUCCAACCAUCCUGCCAGCCUUGAUAGCUGCUUCCAGGCUGUGGUCUGGGAGGACCCUGAAGCCCUCUGAUCAGCUGGCGGCAUUUUGCUGCUGUGCCCAAGUGCUUGGAGUACCAGUAGAUGGCGCUCUUAGGGCUUUGGUUCCAUUCAGGAGGCACUGUAGAUCGCGCCCAGCCCUGUCCUAAGACCUGCUUUCUGGGUAGUGCCAACAGCUUGCUCGUUGAAUUGUGGGCAUGACUUUCUCUUCACUAGCAUAACUUUUCAACCAGCUGCUCACUUUGUAUCUGGCCGCUUCUGUGUCGUUUAACAACUUAAUAUACUUUCUUACCUUUCAACCAUCCGGCGUAUUCACUGUACAGUGCAUUUUAAAGUAAUUUCUGAAACAAACAGUGCAUGUAGGGUUCAAAAUCUGAUACUCUCCUCUCUCAAAUGGCUUUUGUUUCUAUGAAGGAAUAUCUUUGAGCAAUCUCCCACUUUAAAAUUUUCUUCUAGAAUGAAUUGUCAUGUAUUUUUCAUUACAUUUAGCAAUAUCAUCAGGUCUUAUGCAGAGUGUACAAGUGCUGACAUCCCUCUAGAGACAAGAUAAUUUUGUCCACAAAUAUAUAUAUAUAUAUAUAUAUAACAUAUACAUAUAUAACACACAAAUAUAUGUCAAGUAUAUUAAUAAUUUAUUUUUAAAUACUUAUGGAGAAAGUGUGUGUUUAUGUUGGGUGGUCUUAAAACUACAAAAAUUUAGCGCUUGGUUUGGCAGCACAUAUACUGAAAAAAACUAUGUAAGUUUGUUCAUGUAAAUUGAAUUUUCUGUUUUAAAAAUUAAAACUUUAACCUAAUUAACAUUAGUAGAUUUAUGAUUGUUAUUGAUGUAAGCAUUAUAUUAGCUGUACAUUAAAUUAGGUAACAAAGCAAUUACUUAAAAUGCCAGUAAAUUGAAAACUGUAACAUCAUUUUCAAAUAUUUUGAACUUAUCUUAGUGGAAAUGUUGAUUUUUGAGUCUUCACUUUGACUUUUGGUUUAUGGGGAUGGGGUAUUCAUGUGGUGUAUAGGCAGCUAUCGAGUGGGUAAAAACAUUGCUGUGAAUAUCAUAUCACUGUUUAGACUAAUAUUGUAAAAAUUGUAAUGUUUAUUUAGAUAAUUAAUCGCCUCCAAAGAUAAAUUAUUUAUUACUGAUGCUUAUACCAUUAUUGCAUUUUUGCCUUUUUCGUACUAAAAAAAUAACGACUUGGUUAUUUGCAUGCUCUUUGUCCCGUAAUGUGUGCAAAUGACAACUUGUUUUUAAAGGUGGUACAGCUAGAUUUUCUUUUCUGUUUUAUUUAGAGUAACUCACCUUUUUUGGUGUUCAUUUAACAUGCCUAGAGGGCACGGCUGCCUCUCUGACAGUGGUACCCAUUGAUCUUCAGAAAACACCAUAAUGUCAUAACUAUUCUGUAUACAUUACACAAGACAAGUAGUAUUCAAAUUUAUUUAUUAAACACUUUCCUUUUAAGUUCAGGUUGCAUUCUUAUCCCCAUAUGAAGAAAUAUUUUAUGUGGGUUGCACUUCCUUCAAGACACAAACGUACUGUUGGAAAGUGGGAGCUGACUCACUCGGAGGGCUAAUUCACCUACAUGCCAUGGCCCGAGCCAUGUGCCAUGUCCCACAUAUAUUAUGUUCUGAAAUAUUCUUCUUGUCCCCAUGGGCAGUCAGCCUUGGAGUUGAGGCUGUUGCUAAUUUGAAGAAAUCACCAAAGUUUCUGGGAAAACAUGUUUGAGGUUAAACUGAAUAGAUCAAAUUUUGUUAUUUGUUUUGUAAAGAAGAAAUCUUCAUUUGGACUGUGCUUUCUUUUUUCUUUCCUCUCAGACUAAAAUAACAGGCUCUUAUCUGCAAAGUUCAGAUGGCUUAGACACUGUUUUCCGGUAUUCUGCAGGGUCAGUUACUUGUUGUAUAGAAGUUGGAAUAUUCUCUUCCCAAGAUUAAAAAAGAAGUUUUUAGCUUAUGAAAUACUAUGCUAAUAAAGCUAUAUUUCUGACUAAGGUGUUGGUA